Molecule: messenger RNA, 3469 nt
Organism: Amaranthus tricolor (Joseph's coat)
Lineage: Eukaryota; Viridiplantae; Streptophyta; Magnoliopsida; Caryophyllales; Amaranthaceae
Product: E3 ubiquitin-protein ligase BRE1-like 2
Exons: 20
Coding region: 570-3209 (879 amino acids)
Cellular component (GO): HULC complex; nucleus
Molecular function (GO): metal ion binding; ubiquitin protein ligase activity
Source: RefSeq, a predicted model, not a curated record
GUUCUAUUUCUCCCUCAAAAUGAAUAACAUUAAUGUUCGAAUAAAACAAGUUAAAAAUGCUUAACUCAAACAUUAACGCAUUAUCAAAAAUCUAAAUAAAUCAAUUAACCCAUUUCAUUAAUAAUUAAUAUAAUCAUGCUAUAUUCUCGAAAAAUUAAUCAACACAUUUAAUUAAUGGUUACUUAAAUGAGUUUUAGGCAAGUUUUACGUGCCCUAGUUAAUUGUUCUAUCUUUCACUCACUCCUACAUUUCUCAAUUCUCCCUGCACAACGGAUACCCUGCAAUUCUCUUCCUUCCUUCCUUCCUCAUCCUUCAUUCUUCACUCACUUUCAUCAAUCUCUCAUUAGUCUCUUUCUACUUUCCCAAUUUCCUCAUCUCUAUAAUUCGAAUAAACUGAAUUAGAAAAAGGGUUUUUCAGAUUCAAUCUGGGCUGGUCUUAUUUUGUUCUUUCUUCUUCAAAAUUUAUAUUGAAUUUAUUGUUUAAUUUGGGUUUUGAGGGGGUUUAGCGUUAGGGUUAGGGUUUUUGGGAGUAGGCUAAUGGUGGUGGAGGUUCAAGAGCAGGAAAGGUAAUGGAAAACGCAGAAUUAGAUGAACCAGAUAAGAAAAGACCUCAUUUGAGCAUUAAUUCUCCUCCAAUGGCUCGCAACUCCAUUCUCUCCCCUGAUAGCAAAUCGGUUGAUGCAGCUGUCCUCCAAUACCAAAAUCAAAAACUUGUACAGCAACUAGAUGCCCAAAAACAGGAAUUGCAUGAUCUAGAAGUUAAAAUUCAAGAAUUAAAAGAGAGACAAUCUUCUUACGAUGAUAUGAUAACAACUGUGAAGCACUUAUGGAACCAGUUGGUUGAUGAUUUAGUGUUCCUUGGGGCUAAAGCUGGUGGAGGCCUUGAUGUUUUGCAAACUUUAGACUCUGAAGACUUUUCUUAUGGUUCAAUUGCUUCAUGUCCUGCAGAGGAAACUUUUCUCUGCAGUCUUCUAAAAGUUGAAUCUAUUGGGUGCACCGGGGAAGAUAGUGGUGUUGAAUUUAUUGAAGGUAUCCUCGCCCAGCGCCAAUCUUCAAUUGAAAAGUUACUUAAAUGGCUUGAAGACUUUGUUGAUGUUCAGAAAAAGAAUAUUAUGACUGUUUCUCAGGAAUUACAUGAAAGCUUUUCUACAGAAGAUGCUAUCUUUAAGUUGAAUAAAGUUGAAGAGAUGAUGGCAGAUGAGGCUAGAAGUCUUAAAGCUGUCAUUGAUGGUCUACAUCAAAAACAUUCAAUGUAUGCUGAUAAAAUCCAGAGCUACAUUCAGAACCAGCCAGCUGAUGAAGCUGAGAUUAAACAUAUCAGUGGUGAGGUAGAAGAAUACAUGGCUGAGCUUGAAGAUAGCAGACGAAAGCUUGUGAAUCUGAGAAUGCAGAAGAAUUUGGUAUCUGGGACUUACAACCCGACCUCUGUGGUUGUAAAUGGAGCCAUGUCUUUUUUGAAGCCACCUGAUAGAUCAAUGGGUCUGCAGGAUCUGAAAGACUCAAUUGAAGAAGCUGAGAUAUUGGCAGCUGACCGUCUUGCUGAGCUUGAGGAUGCACGUGAAGACAUUUCAAUCCUGUCGAAACAGAUGGAAGAUGUGGAGAGCGAAAUAAAAGAUGAUAAAUAUGUUUACAGUUCUCGAAUGUACACUUUACUGAAUGAUCAACUCCACCAUUGGAAAGCUGAAUUCAUGCGCUACAAAACUUUGACAGAAUCUUUGCAGGCAGAAAGGUCUUACCUUAUUAGAAGAGAGAAGGAACUUGAAUCAAAAACAGAAUCAGCAGAGAAUGCAAAAGUUGCUAUUAAUAAGGCUGAGGCCAGAGUUGAGGAGCUAGAGCUGAUGUUACGAAAUUCUGUUAUUGAGAAAAAUGAGCUUGAGGCUAAAAUGGAGGAAGCUGUUCAAGAUUCUGGAAGGUCAGAUAUCAAAGCUGAGUUUAGUGUGAUGACCUCUGCUCUGUCAAAAGAAAUGGAAAUGGUGGAGGCUCAAUUAAGUCGAUGGAAAGAUAUUGCCGAGGAAGCUUUGUCCUUGCAUGAAGGAGCAGAAUCACAGAAGGCUUUGUUAGUUCAAAAGACAAGUGAAGUGAAAGCCGUAGGAGAUAAAUGUGCUCAACAGAUGGCAGAAAUUAAAUCUCUUAAGGAAUUGAUUGAGAAGCUGCAAAAAGAAAAGUUGGAAUUGCAAAUAUUUGUUGAUAUGCUUGGUCAGGGAAGUUACGACAAUAGAGAUCUGAUGGAAAUCCAAGAAUCUGAACGAAGGGCUUGCACUCAAGCUGAGAUGUUGAAACAUGCUCUUGAUGAGCAUAAUCUAGAGCUCCGUAUAAAGGCUGCUAAUGAAGCAGAGGCUGCCUGCCAGCUCCGUCUCUCUGCUGCAGAAGCUGAAAUUGCUGAUUUAAGAGCCAAAUUGGAUGCUACUGAAAGGGAUGUCUGUGAACUGACAGAAGCAAUAAAAAUAAAAGAUGCAGAGGCAGAAGCUUAUAUUUCUGAAAUUGAGAUCAUUGGUCAAGCUUAUGAAGAUAUGCAAACACAAAAUCAACAUCUUUUGCAGCAGAUCACUGAAAGAGAUGACUAUAAUAUCAAGCUGGUAUCCGAAAGUGUGAAGACAAAACAAUCUGUGAAUACACUCUUGUCUGAGAAGCAAGCCUUGGUUAAGCAAUUUGAGUUGGUUAAUGCGUCGCUGGAAUCUCUUAGGGGAAGGAUUUCACGGAGCGAAGAGGAGAUGAAAACUAUUAUGUGUGAGGCCUUGAACCAUUGUCAGGAAGACAGACACCUUAUUGUUAGUCUAGAGAGAGCAAAAUGGGAAUUGUUGGAUGUCGAGAAGGAGUUGAAAUGGGCGAAAUCUGCUCUUACUUCAUCGGAGAAGGAAUAUGAGCACAUUCAAAGGAAGACUGCUGAAGUCCAAAGGGAAUUGGACAUCGAAAGUCUUGAAACAAAGAAGCUCGAGGAGGAGCUCAGAGAGUGGAACGAAAAGGUUGCUCAGAUGACUGCUGAAACAGGGGAGGCUGCAAUUCAGAAACUUCACGAGGAAAUAAAGGAGUGCAAAUCUAUCCUCAAAUGCGGCGUCUGCUUUGAUCGGCCAAAAGAGGUGGUCAUUGUGAAAUGCUACCAUCUUUUCUGCAACGCAUGUAUACAACGAAACCUAGAAAUUCGUCAUAGAAAGUGCCCUGCCUGUGGUACCCCAUUCGGGCAGAGUGAUGUUCGAUUUGUAAAGAUAUAAAAUAAAAAAAAGCUCAUAAAUUUCCAAAUGGUUUUUUUUGGGUUACAAAUAAUCGGAUGUUUUAUAUGAUAAAAGUACACCACAUAAUUGUACUUGGCUGCUCAAGUAGCUAUGCUCCCGAACCCACAUUGUAAAUAGCAAUUAGCUUAGCAAACCCGGCAUUAGAAACUACAAUGAUAUUUCCUACAAUGUACCAUAGGAUGAUUGUACUUUAUGCCCUAAAUUAUGUAAGAGUAAAAGAAUAUUAAAUUUUUAGUUCA